Molecule: messenger RNA, 3009 nt
Organism: Loxodonta africana (African savanna elephant)
Lineage: Eukaryota; Metazoa; Chordata; Mammalia; Proboscidea; Elephantidae
Gene: DHCR7
Product: 7-dehydrocholesterol reductase
Exons: 9
Coding region: 669-2096 (475 amino acids)
Biological process (GO): brassinosteroid biosynthetic process; cholesterol biosynthetic process
Cellular component (GO): endoplasmic reticulum membrane
Molecular function (GO): 7-dehydrocholesterol reductase activity
Source: RefSeq, a predicted model, not a curated record
AGGUGAGCUAGGAGCAGGUGCACGCAGGUGGGGAGGGGCCGGAGGUGUCGGGGCGUCCUGCGGAGCCACCUCGAGAUGGGGCUGCUUUGUCCCGGUGCGAGGGCGGGAGCUCCGGGGCAGUGACCGAGAGGCGAGGGCUUCCUGGGCCCGGCUGGUCCUCUCCUUUUCAGGUGCUCCGCACGAAUGGGCUGGGCUUUCUCCUCUGAGGAAGCACCAGGAGCAGCCGGCGCUAACCCCCUCGGAGAAGCCGGGGCAGGCGAAGGAGGGGCUGAGUGGCUUUUCUAGGAUUGGGCUGAAUACCGCGGUGAGGCAGGUGCGGGCAGAACUCCAGAAAGCCAGUGAGCCCUCUUUUUUUUUUUUUCCUACUUUCCAGUUACAAAAUAGUGAAAAAUAUCUUAACCUCUCUCCUGGAAAACGUACAGUUUUAUUUAAAAGUCUGUUUUUUUAAAGGUAGGAAUUGAUCUGGUGGGGUUUCCAACAAAAGGCAAAGAAAGGAGAGAAAAUUGGAAGUGAAGAAAUGUUUUUUCCCAAAAGUACUAUGACUUCAUUCAAUGAGUUGAGAAGAAUCAAGCAGACCUUUUGUGACAUAAGAGUCUAGAAAUUUCAAGGGGCCAGUUCCAGACGGAAAGCUUCCAUUCUGCCGAGAAGUCACCUAACGAGAGGGCCCGAUGGCUACAAAAUCCCAGCCCAGCGUUCCCAAAAGCAAGAACCCCAGCAGCGUCUCCCAUGGCACAGCUGAGUCUCAAGGGCAGUGGGGUCGUGCCUGGGAGGUGGACUGGUUUUCCUUAGGGAGUGUCAUCUUCCUACUGCUGUUUGCCCCGUUCAUCGUGUACUACUUCAUCAUGGCGUGCGACCAGUACAGCUGCUCCCUCAUGGCCCCCGUGGUGGACAUUGUCACCGGGCGUGCUCACCUCUCGGACAUCUGGGCCAAGACCCCACCAGUGACAAAGAAGGCAGCCCAGCUCUACGCCGUGUGGGUUACAUUCCAGGUGGUUUUGUACUCACUGCUUCCUGACUUCUGCCAUAAAUUUCUGCCGGGCUACGUCGGGGGAGUACAGGAGGGGGCUGUGACUCCUGCAGGUGCUGUCAACAAGUAUGAGAUCAACGGCCUGCAGGCCUGGCUCAUCACACACCUCCUCUGGUUUGCCAACGCCCACCUCCUGUUCUGGUUCUCGCCAACCAUCAUCUUCGACAACUGGAUCCCACUGCUGUGGUGCACAAACGUUCUCGGCUAUGCCGUCUCCACAUUCGCUAUGAUCAAGGGCUACCUGUUCCCCACCAAUGCCAAAGACUGCAAAUUCACAGGCAAUGUCUUUUACAACUACAUGAUGGGUAUUGAGUUUAAUCCCCGAAUCGGCAAGUGGUUUGACUUCAAGCUGUUCUUCAAUGGACGCCCUGGGAUUGUUGCCUGGACCCUCAUCAACCUGUCCUUUGCAGCCAAGCAGCAGGAGCUGUACGGCCGGGUGACCAACUCCAUGAUCUUGGUCAACAUCCUGCAGGCCAUCUACGUGCUGGACUUCUUCUGGAAUGAAACUUGGUACCUGAAGACCAUUGACAUCUGCCACGACCACUUUGGAUGGUACCUGGGCUGGGGGGACUGCGUUUGGCUGCCGUACCUUUACACGCUGCAGGGCCUGUACCUGGUCUACCACCCGGUUCAGCUCUCCACCCCACACGCUGUGGGCGUCCUGCUGCUGGGCCUGCUGGGCUACUACGUCUUCCGGAUGGCCAACCACCAGAAAGACCUGUUCCGCCGCACGGAUGGGCGCUGCCUGAUCUGGGGCCAGAAGCCCAGGGUCAUCGAGUGUUCCUACAUGUCGGCCGACGGGCAGAAGCACCACAGCAAGCUGCUAGUGUCCGGCUUCUGGGGCGUGGCUCGCCACUUGAACUACACGGGCGACCUGAUGGGCAGCCUGGCCUACUGCCUGGCAUGCGGUGGCGGCCACCUGCUGCCCUACUUCUACGUCAUCUAUAUGACCAUCCUGCUGACCCACCGCUGCCUGCGGGAUGAACACCGCUGUGCUAACAAGUAUGGCCGCGACUGGGAGCGCUACACGGCCGCUGUGCCUUACCGCCUGCUGCCCGGAGUCUUCUAAAGGGCUCAGGAAGGAGCUGUCGGAGCCACUGUUGAGAACAUUUGGAGCUGGGUCGAGAGCCCAGUGUUUGGUAGGUGGUGGGUUUCCAAUAAAUAUUAGCAGCUUUCCUUCCCCCUUGUCCUCAAGGGACUUCUGAGUGUUACACAGAUGCCCUCUCGCCAGGAGGGACUGAUUUUCAGUAUUCACAGUCCAGAGGGCAGGAGGAUGACCUGGUCACCUCUAAUAGCCAUUUGGUGACAGCUUUUCUUUGUAUUGGAGGCCCGAGCCGCCGCACUGCCCAGACAAACUGUUACAAGAUGAGAAGUCUUCCAGCUCCCUGCUGUUAGGGCUGUACUUUCCCUUGCUAAGUGAAGUGGAAGUGAGAGAUGAGGCCUGCUAGUUAUCCAUUUCUUGUCUCUCAGCUCCAAAUCUGCCCUUCUUGCCUGCUUUGCCUCAGUGGGCCCGACCCUGUAGGUGUUUCUCCUUUGCAGUGUGCACCAUGUUAAACUUGCCACUAGAGGGCACUGAGGGACACUGCACGAGGACGAGGCCUCUCCUCCCAGUUCCGGGGCUUCCAUUUGGUUUCCUCCGUGUUCCCGCUGUUCACCUUUCAGCGGUGCAGGGCAGGGUGUCAGUGGCAGUCUGCCCUGAGUGUGCCCACCCUCAUUAGCUCACAGCAACCACCUCACUGUGGCCUCACGGUACAGACACUGCACCCCCUGGCCUCACUGUCGUUGGGUUUCCUGCAGGCCAUCCAGCAAACUUCAUACACUGGGCCUCGACCGUGCCUUCUCCAGUGAGGCUCAGGGGAAGGGCUACCUUCUCAACAGUCUUCCUUCCUGGGGUGCUGUUCUUCAGAUCUAGGGUGUUCUUUAUAAGUUAACCCCCCAUUAGCAGUAAUAAUUCUUUAAUUAAAUUUUUUUCUUUUGAAUUA